Molecule: messenger RNA, 2238 nt
Organism: Drosophila takahashii
Lineage: Eukaryota; Metazoa; Arthropoda; Insecta; Diptera; Drosophilidae
Gene: Pdk
Product: pyruvate dehydrogenase kinase
Biological process (GO): regulation of glucose metabolic process; protein phosphorylation
Cellular component (GO): mitochondrion
Molecular function (GO): pyruvate dehydrogenase (acetyl-transferring) kinase activity
Source: RefSeq, a predicted model, not a curated record
UUGAUUUAUUGAGCCCACUGCCAGAGUUUUCAAGUUUUUCUAGACGUUGCCAGCUGUUUCUACCGCUCUUCGUUUCCCCCCCUCCGCCUCCACAACUUCUUCUAAAGAAAGCGAGAGCGCGGUCAACGUCCUGCGAAGAGAGAGAGAGACGUGGAGAGCGAUAAAAGCGAAGGUGAGCGAAAGGACACCGGCAAACUCUUCUUCUUCACCGCAAAAUAAUUUAAAGUUUAAGUAAACCUGAAGUGGCAAACAAAGUUGUUAAAGAUAAAGGCCCGCAGAGACCGGCAAACGUAAUCAGCAACGUAAUCCCCCGCGAACCAGAAAACCAAAGCCAAAAUGCGCCUGUUUCCAGUCCGAUUCUCCGCCGCCUCCUCGUCGAUGGCAAGUUUGGCGAAAAUGCUCGACUUUUACUCCCUUUACUCCCCUACUCCACUCUCGUUAAAGCAGUUUAUGGACUUCGGUCAAAAUGCCUGCGAAAAAAAAUCGUAUAUAUUUCUGCGCAAGGAGCUCCCCGUUCGACUGGCGAAUAUCAUGAAGGAGAUCGCCCUUCUGCCGGACAAUCUGUUGCACACAAGAUCUGUAAGCGAAGUGAGCUCCUGGUAUGUCAAAAGUUUCGAAGAUGUCCUUGUGUACGAGAAAGCCGAACCAACGCACGACAACCUGCAAAAAUUUGUGGCCGAUUUGGAUCUCAUUAGAAAUCGGCACAACGAUGUGGUGCAAACGAUGGCUCAGGGCGUGAUCGAAAUGAAGGAGAACGAGGGCGGCCAGGUGGAUGCGCCCACCGAGAGCUCCAUUCAGUACUUUCUCGACAGGCUGUACAUGUCACGGAUCAGCAUUCGAAUGCUGAUCAACCAGCACACCCUUCUCUUUGGAGCAAAUCCCCAUGCGGGUGGUCGCCACAUUGGGUGUCUGGAUCCCGCCUGUGAUCUCUCGGAUGUGGUUCGCGAUGCGUACGAGAACGCCCGCUUUCUGUGCGAUCAGUACUACCUGACCAGUCCGGAGAUGGAGAUCCAGCAGCACAGCAGCGAGCCCGGUGACAACCUGCCCAUCCGUACGGUGUACGUGCCCUCGCAUCUCUACUACAUGCUUUUCGAGCUCUUCAAGAACUCCAUGCGAGCGGUGGUGGAGCACCAUGGCCAUGACAACAACGACACAUUGCCUCCCCUGAAGGUGGCCAUUUGCAAGGGCAAGGAGGACAUCUGCGUGAAGAUUUCUGACCAGGGUGGCGGCAUUCCCCGCUCUCAGACCGAUCAGCUUUUCAAGUACAUGUACAGCACAGCGCCGCAGCCCUCGAAAUCGGAUCUGCACACGGUGCCUUUAGCAGGCUAUGGAUAUGGUCUGCCGAUCUCAAGGCUCUACGCCCGCUAUUUUCACGGUGACAUUGUGCUGCUUUCCUGCGAGGGAUUCGGCACCGAUGCGAUUAUCUAUCUGAAGGCUUUGUCCGACGAGGCCAACGAAUUGCUGCCGAUCUUUAACAAGACAAGCUCAAAGUUCUAUCGCGCCACCGUGCCAACGGGUGACUGGUCCAAUCAGGUAAAAUACGCUAAAAAGAAGAAGACGAGCGCUGUCAGCCAGUAGACGUGUGAAAAUGUCUAAAAGCAAGAAAAAAAUAAUAAUAAUGAGAUGAAAAAUGAAACGAACCCGCCUGGCUGUGUAAAGAGUUUGCGCCACCCUGCACCAAUUGAAUUCAAUCCAAUCAACCCAAUCCCAGCAAGCAAGCAAGCAACCCACUUCCCGCAUCCGCAACCCAGUCAAGUGAAAAGUGUUUAUUUAUUGUUUAAUGUAAUGUUAAUGUUAAAUACGACUUAUGUUUGUAUGUGCCCCAAAACUUCCCCAACCCGAAUAAUUUUCGAAAGCUUCUUUCAAAUAUUGUCAUUUAACAUUUGACAUUCCACAAACAUUUCUGCCCAUUUCGGAGCGGGCUGAAGUUCUGUUUAGUUUUUUUGUGGGGAGCGAGUGGCGCAGCGCCCUUGGCUUUAUAAUUACGUUUGUAGCUAUUAAAUUCGAUACAUAUUUAUAUAUAUGCAUACCUAUAUACACGAAAAACAUUUAUACUCUACAGUAAACUGAUGUUUUGAGACCUUUACGAAAUUAGCUUUAAUUUGUGGAUUUUAUUUAGGCUAUAGCCCGAACUGCAUGCAAUGUUAAAAUACAUUUAUCUUUUUGAGCACACUAUUUAGAUUUAUUGGUUAAGUUAUAAACGUUUUAAACAAAUAAACUGGAAAGUAUACACCAAAA